Molecule: messenger RNA, 2108 nt
Organism: Lactuca sativa (garden lettuce)
Lineage: Eukaryota; Viridiplantae; Streptophyta; Magnoliopsida; Asterales; Asteraceae
Source: RefSeq, a predicted model, not a curated record
AAGAAGUUAAGUUCGACCGAUUUAAUUUCAGAUAACUACUUAAUAGCUAGAAUAUAUAGUUGACUGAAAAGUACCCUUUGCCUUGAUGGGUGUAGAUCACUAUCCACAUAUACGGAAACGCAUAUAUAGGCCUACACACAUGUGGGUAUGUUGAGAGAGCAUGGGUUUGAAACCAUCAUGAUUUUUGGCUGGGGUUCAGACUUUUCUUGAAAGCCUUGGGAUCAAAGGCAAAACAACAGAUUUAUCAUUAUUAUGAUGUAUUAUGUAUAUGAUGUAGGAGCAACCCUAAUCAUAACCCUGUAAUUGCAGCUUAGUUUUCCUGACCCUGUCAUCCCCCCUCUCUCCACCAUUAGAAGAGAUUAUUAUAUAUGUGGUUAUUCAGUAUUUCUUUAUAAUAUAUGUUGGUGAAGGUGCAAAAAAGUUUCAGUGAAAAGAGAGGUGUCUCUGAAGCUGGAGGGUAUAUUUCUUUUUUUUUUUCUUGCUUUCCUUUUUUCAAGGGUUGCUUUAAAGAAGGGACUUUAAAAGAGUGAAGAGUGCAGCAGAUACUAUGAAAAAGCAUAACUAAAACCACACACACACGCACACACACACAAAGACAGAGAGACUUAUGGAGUCUUCAAAUUUCCACCAACAACAUCACGAUCAUCAGCCUCUAUCGGAUUCUUCUUGCUAUGGAGUUUCAUGGUCCCAAAAUCCCAUUUUGAACAAUACGAGCAAUGAUACAAACUCAAGAGAUCAAAAGCAACACCUGGGCACUACUCCUAUGAUACAUGAGUUGGGAUUACCAUGGAAUACCAACAACAAUAGCAAUGUGACAAGCAUUAAUAAUCCGAUUGAAAGCUUCAUGACCCAUGAAUUGCGUCGUCUUGGAAGAACCAAAGAUGAAUUCUCAGGGUCAGAAUCAUAUCCAAAAUUUACAGAAAUGAUCAUAAACAGUAGCCCAACAUCGAGUAUCGAAGAUAUGCAGCUAAAGCCUGAUGUGUUGUUUAGAACAUUCUCGAAUGGGUGUCAAAUAGAGAGUAAUUAUGAUUACCAAAAUGGUUCGAGUCGAAGUUCAUCAAGAGGGAGUUUUAGCCAGAUUUUUCCGACGAUAAAUAUUUCAAAUUUGAAUCAAUCGCCAGCGAAUUCUUUUGAUAUGAACUUGCCUGCUUUGGAUCUGUUUGGUUCGCCAAGAUUUAAUGGGAGCUUUAGUCAUCCUUCUUCAUUCAAUCCUCAUCAACUUGGAAGCUUUUUCAAAGACACUUGUUUGUCAUAUGGGCUUGAUCAGAUGCAUCAACCUCAUAGGCCAGCAAUUUGCCCUAGUAAAAUAUCAUCAGCCUUCAACACAAGUACUACAGUUUGUACAGAAGCAAAGAGACCAGCUACCAAUUACAUCGACACAAAGCCUCCUCAAUCCACACUACCAAAGAAAUCAAAAAUGGAGCCGCGUGCCUCUUGCGCACCUUUUAAGGUUAGAAAAGAGAAAUUAGGAGACAGAAUUGCAGCCCUUCAGCAGAUGGUGGCACCUUUUGGGAAGACAGACACAGCUUCGGUGCUAAUGGAGGCUAUUGGAUAUAUCAAAUUCUUACAAAACCAAGUCGAGACGUUAAGCGUGCCAUACAUGAAGUCAACACAAAAGUCCAACAGAUUACCGACAUCAGGGGUUUCAUUAAUGGAGGAUGGAAACGAAGAGGCAAAAAGAGAUCUAAGAAGCCGAGGAUUGUGCCUGGUUCCAUUGUCGUGUUUGUCAUACGUUACUGAUGGAGGUGGAGGUGUUUGGCAAGCUCCAUAAUUAAUGUCAAGUCGUAAGGUUCGAUCAGCUAGGCCUAUAUAUCCACUUGAAUAAUUGCAAGUGAUUUGAUCAUAAAUAUAUAUUGUAACGAUGGAGAUGAAACUAGCUAGCUAGGGCACAAUGAAGCAUAACAAUGGCUUGAUAAUGAUCUCAAAGUCAUAGCUAACUGCGUUGGUGAAUUAAGAAGGCUUAGGGAGUUUCUGAUCAUAUGCUUUCCUGAAAAACGUGGAGCAAAUUUGGUCAUCUUUUAGAAUAUGAUGUUAAGGGUGGACCACGUUUGAUCCAUUGAUUAGUAAUUGAAUGUGCUAUUGUUUUUAUGAUCAUGGUUAAACUUUAA